Microthlaspi erraticum is the source of this 1218-nucleotide messenger RNA. The record is from the annotation of a GenBank genome assembly. Lineage: Eukaryota; Viridiplantae; Streptophyta; Magnoliopsida; Brassicales; Brassicaceae.
AUGUGUUCCUGCCUCAACGAUACGAUGUCUCUUUCACCAACCAAAAAGCCAGUGCAUGAAGAUAAUAGCCAUUCAUCAUCAUCAUCAUCCUCGUUAUCUUUAUCAUCGUUGCCAAAUGACGCAAUCUUGAGGUGCUUGCUCGGAGUACCAAGAAGCUCUCACCUCAACGUAUCUCACGUGAACAAGACUUUCAGGUCUCUUGUUCGGUCGCCGGAGUUCAAGUUUCACCAAAUCCGAUCGCUCCUCCUCCGCAAGGACUCCGUUUACGUCUGCUUCUCAUACGGAGACAGCGGUGUCUUCCAAUGGUUCACUCUCCGCCCCUUUGAGAUCGAGAAUGAAAAGAAGAAGACGAUUGAGUAUCGACUUGUCCCAUUCUCAAUUCCGCGUCCUAGUAAUGGCUUUGCGUUUGUUCCUUCAGAUGUCCUCGCCGUUGGGUCAGAGAUCUACUUCAUUGGCUACAACUCCAAAGAAGACUCCGACUCCUACAAGGAUCUCUGGAUCUUUGACACUCGAUCCGGAAACUUAACUCAAGGACCAAGCAUGAAGUUUCACCGCAGGGCGUACGCCGCCGUGGAAGUGGUCGAGGGGAAGAUAUACGUGAUCGGAGGAGAGUAUAAGGGAGCAGAGGAGAUGCGAGUGGAGGUUUUUGAUCCGAAGACGCGGAUUUGGAGUUUCGCAUGGGAGGAGAAACUCCCAUGGCUACGGUCGCAGUUUUGCGCCACUCUGGAGGGGAAGGUUGUUACGGUGCAUGAUCGCGGUUAUGUCAUCGCGGUAUAUGAUCCGAGACAAGGUAAAAGAGAGGAGAUGAAUGUAGGAAAAGAAAUGGUAGAAACAAGAAGAAGUGUUCCUGAUAUGCUGAUUUGUGUGUGUGCGGUUGAGAAUGUGCUCUAUGGUUGUUUUAUUAGUAGUGGGUUUAUGUGGUUUGACAUAAAGCGUAGUGUUUGGACAAGGUUGGUUAUGUCUGAAUCUGAUUAUAUCUUUGAUGUCACUGAUUACUUUGAUGUGGAUGCAAUGGUGGAAUAUCAUGGUAAGCUUGCGGUUUUCUGGCAUCAUCAUAAAUUUAGUCAGGAGGAGAAGAAUUAUGAUAGUAAGUGUGGAUUGAUGGCAUUGGAUAAAGUUGGAGGAAAGAUUCGUGGGACGAUCGAAUGGUCUGGUGUUGUGGCCACUAAUGUCCCUAAUUACUGUAAGAUUGAGCACUGUUUUGCUGUUUCUCAUUGA